AUGGAAAGAGAUCCCUUUUAUAACAAUGAGUAAUAAAAUGAAUUGCGACCCUAUAAGCCAAGUAAGUUUUGAAAACAAAAUAAGCGUAGGAAUAAACCUUCUUUGAGAGAUUUUCAUAUUCAUCCUUAACAUUCAAAACUACUGUCGUUUAAUUCAUAAUAUUCUUUUUAACUAUAAUUCACACAGUUUAUUUGACUGAAAAAUAUUUGGAAGACGAUGAGGAUGAAUCUGACAUUUAUAGUUUUGAAUGUGUAUUGUACACUUGGGGUUCAAAACACACUCCCUCAAUUAUAUACCGUUUUUAAUAUUGGAGAUUAGUCUGCCCUAUAUUUCUUCAUGGAUCCUUUUCACAUAUUAUAGGCAAUAUGAUGGUUCAAAUAUAUUACGGAUUCAUUUUAGAAUUAACGCAUGGAUGGAGAAGAGUUUCAAUUCUCUACAUAGUAGGAGGAAUAGGGGCUUCCUUAUUCUCAUGCGUUAGAUUUUAUUCUGAGACAUCUGUAGGAGCAAGUGGAUCAAUAUUCGCUUUAUUAGCUCUUGAGUUAAUCUAUUUUAUAACUGCUUUUCCUGGAAUUGAACCAAAAAGAAUUGUUGUAUUUAUUUUAUUAGCUCCCAUGAUUUUCUUAUCCUUCAUUGACGCUCCUCCUCAAGUUGACAUUGCUGGUCAUUUGGGAGGACUAGUUGUAGGAUUGCUUAUAGGAAUAGGAUAUGCAUUUGCAGAUGCUCAAAGCAAUAUGUAUUAUUACAUAAUAUCAAUAGCAAAAAAUAAUGCUAAUACAUUUUUUACGGUUUGGUUGGACUUUUGUUUAUUUAUAUUUUCACCAUCCUCUACCAGGCUAAAUUAGAAGAUGAAUAAAUAUGCUAAGGAAUGAAUAUUAUUUGA
Messenger RNA from Paramecium octaurelia, 880 nucleotides. The record is from the annotation of a GenBank genome assembly. NCBI's taxonomy places the organism in Eukaryota, Ciliophora, Oligohymenophorea, Peniculida, Parameciidae.